Messenger RNA from Stylonychia lemnae, 1428 nucleotides. The record is from the annotation of a GenBank genome assembly. Lineage: Eukaryota; Ciliophora; Spirotrichea; Sporadotrichida; Oxytrichidae.
AUGAAGAUUUAUUCUUGCAAGGGAUGCAACUUAUUAUUCAAUCAAACAGUCAGGAAACCUAUGAAUCUUAGCUGUGGAGAUGUAAUAUGUUAAGCAUGCUUAGCUUUCCAAUUCAAUGAAGCUUCAAAAAAACAAGGAUUCUUCAAUUGCCCUUUCAAUGAUGCUCAUACUAUUGAUUAUAACUUUGAGCCUUUUGAAAACCUUCAUAUUCUUCAAAAUCUGAGCUCUCAAGAAUUUCUCAACAUUUAAUGUGACAAGCACUCAGAUGAAAUGGUCAAAAUUUAUUGUUAAAAAACAGAAGAAUUAAUAUGUGGUGAAUGUGUAAUUAUUAGAGAAGCAUUUAAUAAUAGCAAGUCAGAAAACGAUUUCUUCAAAGUCUCUAGAAAGGGGUUCGAGGGAUAUGCUUAAAAUAUUAUUCUUGCACUAGUAAAUCUCCAGGAAAGAAUUAAGAAUUUACUUAAUGACUUACUUUCUUUUAAGAAUAAAGAUAAGAUAUUUAUGGGCAGUGAAUUUAUGAAACUCGUCAAGAAUGUAAAGCAAGUAUUUUAAGAUAAGGCUUGCCGAGAGGAAUUUUCCAAGAGUUGUGAAGAUAUUCUUGAUGAUACUGCAUAAAAUUCUAAUCAUGAGGAAUCUGAAAGCGAAUAUCAAAUCCUAAAAUAAAGUUAGUCAUUAUCAGAUCUUUUUGAAUAGUCUUCAUUAUCUCAGAAAGGCUCUAGAUAGGAGUAAGCUACAUAGAUGAAUCCUCAAUAGAAGGAGGAAGAGAAGAAACAAGAGAAUAACAUUAUUACCUAAGAAAUAAAAUCUGUUGCUAGUGUCUAACUCUAGACUAUUCCUGAAUAAUUAUCUGCAUUAAAACUGUUAGAAACAAAUCCUUAGUACAUGAACUAUAGAAAACUAGUAGACUUCUAAAUCACAACAAACUAGGAAUUUUUAAUCAGAGACAAUAUUCUUAAUUAAUAAUUCUUGAAGUUUUAGUUGAUUUACAAAGGAUCAAGAGAUGGCUUUGCAUCCUAAGAUUUUCAUUAGUAUUGCAACAAUUUAGGACCCACAAUAUUAUUUGCUCUUACUGAACACGGAAAGGUAUUUGGAGGUUACGUCUCAGUGCCUUGGAAUUCUAAUAAUUUAUAUACAGUAGAUUAAAAAGCUUUUGUAUUUUCACUGACUAAUAAAACUAAGCAUUUACAGUUUUAAAAUCUAUAAUAAGCAGCUCUUCAUAGUUCAUCUCAUAGUUGGAUACAAGGAGGAGGACACGAUAUCUUAAUUUCACAUGACUGUGAUAAGAACCAUAAUAGUCUUUGUAAUUUAGGUCACACAUAUCAGACACCAACAGGCCUUUCCCAUGGAUAAGAUAAUACUAAAUCGUAUCUAGGGGGAGCGAAAAAUUUUAAAAUACUCGAAAUAGAAGUUUAUAGAGUUGUAUUUGUCUGA